GAGCUCGGCUGCUGGGUUGGAGAAAAAGAGGGUAGGCAAGCGCAGGGGGCGGGCGGCCGAGGAGCGCUUUCGAAUUAAUCGAGCUAGCUUAGCUGUUUUUCCCUCUCCCGCUCCUUUAAACCCCCCUGCAUCGUAGAGAGCGGGCUGGAUUCUCUGUGGUGCUGAUGGAGGAGGGGGAGCAGGUUGAAACAAUCGAGUGGGCGCGCCAGGACUCCCCAGCUCCUGGCGGGGAAGGGAGGGGGAGCCCCUGUUCUGCGCAGGGAGGCGGCGGGGCUGGGGGGCCCCCGGAACGAGGAAGAGGCAGGGGUGACCGCUAGAAUAGGAAAGUGCUCACCCCCGGGAGGCAAAAUUUCGUUCAGAUCGCACAUUAAUUGGAGAUAUCUGAUUAAUUCCAGCUUCUGAUGACUAUAAAUGGCGAUUCUCUACCAAGGUGUCUAUAUUAAAAAAAAAAUCAUUCCGUGUCAUCCCCCACGUCAGGCCUGCUGGUGGGCGUGAGGCUGUACUUCCUCCGCCCCCUUCUAAUGGAGUGAACCAUUCCCAGCUCUCCCCCCCCUCAGCCUCUCUCUCUCUCUCUUUCUCUCUCUCUCUCUCUUUCUGUCUCUUCCUCGCUCCCUCUCUUUCUCUCCUCCCUCUGCCUUCCCAGUGCAUAAAGUCUCUGUCGCUCCCGGAACUUGUUGGCAAUGCCUAUUUUUUGGCUUUCCCCCGCGUUCUCUAAACUAACUAUUUAAAGGUCUGCGGUCGCAAAUGGUUUGACUAAACGUAGGAUGGGACUUAAGUUGAACGGCAGAUAUAUUUCACUGAUCCUCGCGGUGCAAAUAGCGUAUCUGGUGCAGGCCGUGAGAGCAGCGGGCAAGUGCGAUGCGGUCUUCAAGGGCUUUUCGGACUGUUUGCUCAAGCUGGGCGACAGCAUGGCCAACUACCCGCAGGGCCUGGACGACAAGACGAACAUCAAGACCGUGUGCACAUACUGGGAGGAUUUCCACAGCUGCACGGUCACAGCCCUUACGGAUUGCCAGGAAGGGGCGAAAGAUAUGUGGGAUAAACUGAGAAAAGAAUCCAAAAACCUCAACAUCCAAGGCAGCUUAUUCGAACUCUGCGGCAGCGGCAACGGGGCGGCGGGGUCCCUGCUCCCGGCGUUCCCGGUGCUCCUGGUGUCUCUCUCGGCAGCUUUAGCGACCUGGCUUUCCUUCUGACCGUGGGGCCAGCUCCCCCCACGCGCCCACCCACACUCACUCCAUGCUCCCGGAAAUCGAGAGGAAGAUCCAUUAGUUCUUUGGGGACGUUGUGAUUCUCUGUGAUGCUGAAAACACUCAUAUAGGAUUGUGGGAAAUCCUGGUUCUCUUUUUUAUUUCGUUUGAUUUCUUGUGUUUUAUUUGCCAAAUGUUACCAAUCAGUGAGCAAGCAAGCACAGCCAAAAUCGGACCUCAGCUUUAGUCCGUCUUCACACACAAAUAAGAAAACGGCAAACCCACCCCAUUUUUUAAUUUUAUUAUUAUUAAUUUUUUGUUGUUGGCAAAAGAAUCUCAGGAACGGCCCUGGGCCACCUACUAUAUUAAUCAUGCUAGUAACAUGAAAAAUGAUGGGCUCCUCCUAAUAGAAAGGCGAGGAGAGGAGAAGGCCAGGGGAAUGAAUUCAAGAGAGAUGUCCACGGACGAAACAUACGGUGAAUAAUUCACGCUCACGUCGUUCUUCCACAGUAUCUUGUUUUGAUCAUUUCCACUGCACAUUUCUCCUCAAGAAAAGCGAAAGGACAGACUGUUGGCUUUGUGUUUGGAGGAUAGGAGGGAGAGAGGGAAGGGGCUGAGGAAAUCUCUGGGGUAAGAGUAAAGGCUUCUAGAAGACAUGCUGCUAUGGUCACUGAGGGGUUAGCUUUAUCUGCUGUUGUUGAUGCAUCCGUCCAAGUUCACUGCCUUUAUUUUCCCUCCUCCCUCUUGUUUUAGCUGUUACACACACAGUAAUACCUGAAUAUCCAACGGUAUAGAUCACAAGGGGGGGAUGUUAAAUGUUAAUCUAAAAUAUAGCUAAAAAAAGAUUUUGACAUAAAAGAGCCUUGAUUUUAAAAAAAAAAGAGAGAUGUAAUUUAAAAAGUUUAUUAUAAAUUAAAUUCAGCAAAAAAAGAUUUGCUACAAAGUAUAGAGAAGUAUAAAAUAAAAGUUAUUGUUUGAAA
Molecule: messenger RNA, 2167 nt
Organism: Pan troglodytes (chimpanzee)
Lineage: Eukaryota; Metazoa; Chordata; Mammalia; Primates; Hominidae
Gene: NRN1
Product: neuritin 1
Exons: 3
Coding region: 765-1193 (142 amino acids)
Biological process (GO): nervous system development; neuron projection extension
Cellular component (GO): plasma membrane
Source: RefSeq, a predicted model, not a curated record